AGAUUCUAAUUAGACCCUCCCUAGUUUUUCUCUACAGCAAUGUACGCAGGAGAGUAUUUAUCGCUUCUCGGAACCCUUCGGGGUCACGAUGGUUGGGUCACUCAGAUCGCCACAAAUCCCAAGUAUCCCGACAUGGUUUUGUCCGCGUCUCGGGAUAAGACCUUGAUCAUGUGGAAGCUGACGAAGGAUGAUCGGAACUACGGAGUGCCGCAGAAGCGCUUUCGUGGACAUAACCACUUUGUAACUGACGUUGUACUGUCCUGUGAUGGUCACUUUGCUUUGUCUGGUUCCUGGGACAAGGACUUACGUUUAUGGGAUUUGACCAGUGGGAAAACUGCGCGUCGUUUUGAAGGACAUACGAAGGACGUCAUGAGCGUGGCGUUUUCGGCGGACAAUCGUCAAAUCGUAUCGGGUUCUCGGGACAAGACGAUAAAAUUGUGGAACACUUUGGCCCAAUGCAAAUACACCAUCGGUCAGAACGAAGAGUGCCACAAUGGCUGGGUUUCAAGUGUUCGCUUCUCGCCGAGCCAGGCUAAACCCUUGAUCGUUUCUGGCAGCUGGGACAAGACUAUCAAGGUUUGGAACUUGACCAACUGCCGACUCAAGAACACUCAGUGUGGCCAUCAAGGGUAUGUAAACUACGUGGCGGUGUCUCCCGACGGUUCUCUGUGCGCUUCCGGUGGAAAGGACAUGAAGGCCAUGCUGUGGGACCUGAAUGACGACAAACUUUUGUACACGUUGGAUCAUUCUGAAAUUGUGAACGCCUUGUGCUUUUCUCCCAAUCGUUAUUGGCUGUGUGUCGCCGCUGGACCGGUCAUUCGUAUUUGGGACCUCGAAGCCAAAAAAAUUGCUCACGAGCUCAAGUUGGAUGUGAUCUCAGGGUCGAAGAACGUGCCGUCGCCUGAGUGCUUGUCUUUGUCUUGGGCAUCUGAUGGACAAACCCUUUUUGCGGGUUACUCGGACAACCUGAUCAGGAGAAAUAGGACUUCAAAACCUCUCAGUUCGUGUCGCGGAUUCGUCAUCCCGCCGAUAGCCAACAGCAGAAUCCUCUGCGAAACGCCGAAAAGGCACCUGAGAACCAGUUUUUUCGGAACCAUGGCGGCGACUUCCGCUCAACCCGUGUUUUCCCUGGGCCCUCACACACUCACUGUGCGCAUGUCAUUGCACGAGGCGAAUCGUCAGCGACUGGCGCAGAAACUGAGAGAGAACCCGGAAUGUGCCAAGGGAUUAGUGGUGCUACAAGGCGGUGGUACCGAGGACCACUUGAGGUACUCCACGGAUGCCGGGGAAGCCUUCAGGCAGGAGUCGUAUUUCCACUGGGCCUUUGGUGUGUUGGACCCGGAUUGGUACGGGGCUGUUGACGUGGAUACUGGGAAGUCGUACCUCUUCAUGCCCAAAUUGCACGAGAGUUACGCUAUUUGGGACGGAAGAAUCAAGACGCCGGAAGAAUUCAAAAAGCGUUAUGGAGUGGAUGAGGUCUACUACUUGGAGGAUAUGACGAAAGUAUUCAAGUCCUUGGGUGCCUCGAAGUUACUCACGCUCAACGGGUGCAAUUCCGACUCAGGGAACUGGACGAAAGAAGCCGUGUACCAGGGCUGUGGGGGGGAGUUCAAAGUGGACAACCAACUCUUAUUCCCCGUCUUGUCCGAAGUCCGGGUGCGGAAAACCGAGGAAGAGUUGGACGUGUUGCGGUUUGCGGCCCGCGUGUCCGCUGAUGCCCAUGUCGAAGUCAUGAAGCUGGCCCGACCCGGCAUGAUGGAAUACCAAUUGGAGGCCAUUUUCAAACACUUUGUCUUCUUUUUCGGCGGGAUGCGACACGUGGCUUAUACUUGCAUCUGCGGAUCCGGUCCGAACGGAGCUGUUCUUCAUUAUGGCGGGGCUAAUGCACCGAAUGACAAAGCUUCGAUCAAUGUGCUGAUCAGCUUCAUCGAGGGGAAACCGUCGAUGAGCAAGAAAGGGAAGAAGAAGGAGGAAAAGGCGAGCAUUUUGAAGCGUCCCGUGAUUUGCAUAUGCAACGAUGCUUAUGCUCCUUCCUUGAAAGCAUUGAAGCAGCACGCGUUGAUCGUCAAUUUCCCUCCGACCACUUCGCACAGAUUAGCACAAAGGAUGAUGAAGAUUGUCAAAGCACACAAGCUGCGGUCAGACAUGACCACCUUAAUGUUACUCUGUGACAAGGCGGAAAAUGACAUUCGGAGUUGUCUGUCGACGCUGGAAUUCCUUUGCACGCGAAAAAGAGACGCCUAUGUGAGGAUGAGUGACAUUAGACAGGCCGCAGUGGGACAGAAGGACAGUCACAAGAGCUUGUUUUCCAUAUGGCAGGAUAUUUUCCACACGCCUCGACCCAAAAAACAUCUUCCGGGAUCCGAAAAACCAGAUGGAGGUUCUGAAUCCGUUGCAGAUACGAAAAUGGAUACGUCCAUGAAAUCUAGAUUUCAGAAUGUUCUCUGGGCUGUUCAAUCAUUUGGAGACUAUGAGAAGGUGGCUCAAGGCGUGUACGAAAACUUUCUAUCUGUGCCCUUCAAAGAUGGGAACAUGAGAUCGGUUUGUGCGGGAAUGGAUCGGUUGUGUUUCUCGGACAGAAUCGUCAACGUGGUGCAAUCGACGCAGUCCUAUUCGAUGUUACCGUACUUGAACUACACGCUGGUGUUGUUCCAUUUUCUUUUUUCGACUUAUUCUUGGAGCAAGAUCACGUAUCCACAUCUCGGAUUCGAUGCUUUUGUGGCGGGAACAAAGAUCAAGAAUGUGCUUGAAAGCAUUGCCAGCGAUGCCCCUGUUCAUGUGAGAAGAUGGUGGAGCACCGACACACUUGUCUUGGACAUUUUGCCAUGCUUGGCGGACAUCAUUCAGCCAACUUUGCGACCAGUGAAUACGCACUUGUACACGCCGCAAGAGAAAGCAGAACUGAAAAGAGUGGUGGACAUCAUGAUAGAAUUCAACCUGUCUUAUCACCAAGAACGGCAGGUUGAUGGACAGUACGCGUAUCAGCUAGCACCGUAAGUGACCU
Notodromas monacha is the source of this 3004-nucleotide messenger RNA. Lineage: Eukaryota; Metazoa; Arthropoda; Ostracoda; Podocopida; Cyprididae. The record is from the annotation of a GenBank genome assembly.